Molecule: messenger RNA, 1862 nt
Organism: Planococcus citri (citrus mealybug)
Lineage: Eukaryota; Metazoa; Arthropoda; Insecta; Hemiptera; Pseudococcidae
Product: ribonucleoside-diphosphate reductase subunit M2 B-like
Exons: 5
Coding region: 195-1319 (374 amino acids)
Biological process (GO): deoxyribonucleotide biosynthetic process
Cellular component (GO): cytosol
Molecular function (GO): ribonucleoside-diphosphate reductase activity, thioredoxin disulfide as acceptor
Source: RefSeq, a predicted model, not a curated record
AUAUUGCAGAAAAUACAUACGACGUGAGGUGAAAGCAACAGUAGAACUAAGAAAGUAUUCGCGCGGUUUUUUCAGUUUGGUCUCUAGUGUUUCAAGCUUGCAGUAAGUACCUCAUAGUUUCUUGUUGAAAGUUCAACUUCAAUUAUCUUCAUUUUUUAUCAAAUUUUGAUUUGAAUUUUAUCGAUAAAGUGAUAAUGCAUUGUGCUACGAAGAAGCUAUCUACUAUUUCAAUUAACGAUAGUAACCUGAGUGAAGAUAAAGAAAACGUUGUCUAUAAUGGCCGAUCCAUAGAAUCUUAUAAACCUAAACAAAUCAACGUUAUGACUGAACAUCGGAAGAAAUUCAAUCCCGAUGUGGAACCUUUGCUGAAGCCUAACCCUCGUCGAUUUGUAAUAAUGCCUAUCAAAUAUGACGAUAUUUGGGCUAUGUUCAAAAAAGCGGAAGCUUCAUUCUGGACAGCCGAGGAAGUGGUUUUGGAUAAAGAUUUCAGAGAUUGGGAAAAGCUAAAACCCGAAGAGAAAAAGUUUAUUUCGCAUGUCCUAGCAUUUUUCGCAGCAUCUGAUGGCAUCGUGAAUGAGAAUCUAGUCGAACGUUUCUUUCAAGAAGUGCAAAUUCCCGAAGCAAGAUUUUUUUACGGAUUCCAAAUCACUAUUGAGAAUGUGCAUUCAGAAAUGUACAGUUUAUUGAUUGACACUUACAUUAAGGAUUCUGCUGAACGAGAUUUUUUAUUCAACGCUAUCGAAACCAUGCCUUGUGUUAAGAAAAAAGCUGACUGGGCGUUGAAAUGGAUAGCAGACCAAAACGCAACCUUUGGAGAAAGGAUCAUUGCAUUCGCUGCUGUUGAAGGUAUCUUCUUUUCCGGAAGUUUCGCUGCGAUAUUUUGGCUCAAAAAAAGAGGCCUAAUGCCUGGACUGACCUUCAGUAACGAAUUGAUAUCGAGAGACGAAGGUUUACAUACCGAUUUUGCUUGCCUAAUGUUCAAACAUUUGGUUCAAAAACCCAGUGUUGAAGAAAUUACCGAAAUUAUUCGCGAUGCUGUUAUAAUCGAGCAAGAAUUUUUAACUGAUUCAUUACCAGUGUCGAUGAUUGGAAUGAACAGCGAACUAAUGAAAACUUACAUUGAAUUUGUAGCCGACCGAUUAUUGGUGGAAUUGAAUUGUCCUAAGUUAUAUAAUUCCCAAAACCCAUUCGAUUUUAUGGAAAACAUUUCGUUAAACGGUAAAACUAAUUUUUUCGAGAAACGAGUUGGUGAAUACAAGAAAAGCGGAGUAAUGUUCCCAUCUGGCGAAAAUGAAUUCAAAUUGGACGCGGACUUUUAGUUUUUGUGUACUUAUUCUUUAUUGACUGUGUUAAAAUGCGAUCUACUUCUGUGCGGAAUUACGUAUGUUAUAUAAGGCUCUAUUUCAAUCGAGUGUAACGUCAGGAAAUUUUAUUUUUCAUUUUUAAAUUCAAUUUUAUUCAAGUUUUUAAUUAUUUUUCACUUUCUUGAAUGAUCCGAUAUAUUAUUGUUUCCUUUUGCAAAGUGUUUCAAGAACAUUCGUCAAAGAUUUGAUUCUAAGUGUGAUUGUGAAUUUGAAAUUUUGUGACCUUUUGAUAUUUCUUCCUACCUAACUGUGUUUUGUAAUGUACACAUACGUGUAGAAUUCAAUGUUCAUUCCUCAGGAUUGAAAUUUUCAACAUGAAGAGUGUUUUUUUUUAAAUGUUGUAGCUGAUAAGACUAAUUUAUUAACCACAUGUGAGGAGAGUGUAUAAGUCGUAAUAGUGAGUUAUGGAGUAACCUAGUAUGUACUUAAUAUAAGAUGUUGAGUAGUUUGUGGUUUGAGUUUCCUUAAUUUUAUAAUAAAAUAUUUGCUGCAAAAUGA